This is a messenger RNA of Seminavis robusta, 2865 nucleotides long. NCBI's taxonomy places the organism in Eukaryota, Bacillariophyta, Bacillariophyceae, Naviculales, Naviculaceae. The record is from the annotation of a GenBank genome assembly.
AUCUAAGGGGGUAUACCAACGGUCGCAAAUCGGCCCCCUUUUCCUCAACAAAAUUUUUAUUUCAGCCAUUCUUCACCUCCACAAUCCACAAUCCCCACCAACCACUCAACUCCACCAGGGGUCACCCACAGGCUCCCCAACCCAUACAUUAGAGCGUCAAGGACGACGACCACCCUAUAGAGCAGGGAUAAUCAAUCCACCGGAGCGGAGCAAUGUCGAGCUCGGUCCACAAUUCCAAAUCUGCUGGUGCCGGCGACUUAAACAACAGCACCAACGACGAUGGCAACAACAGCAGCAGCAACAACAACAAGGAGAGAGGUGGGGAUGGCGAGUCUUCAUCAUCAGUUGGGAUGAGCCUCACAAGCGAUGAGGUCAACUAUCUUGUGUUUCGGUACUUGCAAGAAUCGGGGUUCGUCCAUUCUGCGUUCACGUUCGUCUACGAAAGCAUGUUGGGGAAAACAAACAUCCGCAAUGGCGAUCGCUCAAUACCGCCCGGUGCUCUCAUUAGUUUUCUCCAAAAGGGGCUACAGUAUGUUGGAAUUGAGGAGAAUCUUCGAAAGGAGAGCAAGAAGAGUCAAAAGAGUAACAAGACCGAAGUGGGGCCAGGAGAUGAGACAGACUUCUCCCUGUUAUCACCGCCAGUUGUCGCCGCACUGACUCGCACCGACCCACCCAUACAUCUGACACUCCCUCCUGCCGCUGCUGCUGCGGCGGUCAAGUCGAGACUAGAAACAGUGGCGAAGCUGCAGGCAACAAGGAUGAUACGUGAACGGGCAGAAACGGCGUCAGCACCAUCAGAUCGCCCGUCUUUGGGCUCGAGUGGAUCAGCACGAGCCGAAAAGGAAUUGGUACCGCAACAGCAACAACAACAACAAUCUCUCGAACAACAAUCACAUACUGGAACAAAAUCUACUUCAACUGACUCUGAGGGAGCUAAUACAGCACGAUCAGCAGCACAUUUGGAUUCACAGCCACAAUCAUCACCACAGGAGGAGAAACAACAGCAACAGAACUCGGAUUCAGGUAAGGCCGCCGUGCAAUCAUCAGCAAGUCAAUUACAAGAAGAGCAGCAAAGAUCACAGGAACAGCAACAACAACCGCAUCCUUCAGACGACACCCGAUCAGAAAGUCCUCGUAAUGAUCCUGCAGAUACGGCAGGAUUGCCAGAACUCUCUGGUUCAUCAAUCGCAUCCAACAAUGCCGCUAAGCGAGGCAAUGGCGAUAAACGAACUCUCAAGAAAAACAAACCGAGUAAGAAGAUACAGCAGCAAGCUCUCUCCGCUGCUGGCAACAAAGUGCUUCACAUGGAAUCGCCAACUCCAGGAUUCGCAACGUUUGAAGAGGCGGUCGCGCAAUUGGAGGCCAAGAAUGCAUCAUCCGCUCCUCAACCAAUGGAUAUAGAAGUCAGCAAUAACAGCAACAACUCUCGAAGCCUGACAGAUGCCGAAUCUUCAAUGUCCUCCUCACGGCCACAAGCAGACUCGACAAAACUUACUUCUGAAAUUGGCCUCAAUGGCCAGCGUCCGUAUCCGCGCAACGGUUCCAGAACAAGUGUGCCGUCAAUGCCGGGAAACGGAAACUUAGCCUUAAUGCCGUCAGACGGACUCAUGUCUCACCCACCAAAGAAACCCCAACAAGAAGAUCUUGAUCAAACAAUGUCUGAAUCAGAAACUCUCGCACAACCUCCUCAAGAGAACAGAAGUACAAGUGAAAGAGACGUAGAGCAGGAAGACCAAUUAACAAAUGCAUCCAAUGACGAAAUUCUGGAACUACGAAUGCACUCCUCCGAAGUAUUCAUGUGUGCCUGGAAUCCAGUCUUCACAAAUUUCAUCGCAACAGGGAGCGGAGAUGCAUCGGCUAGAAUAUGGCAAAUGGGCGGAGCAGAUGCUGCUGCAGGACUCGGUCCAGUCCGGCUUCUCCCGCACGGGGAAGAUCCACGCGACCGAAAGAAUAAAGAUGUCACAACCCUGGAAUGGUCUUCCGAUGGAAAGCUGCUGGCCACGGGGAGCUAUGACGGGGUUGCCAGAGUGUGGAGUCGCAGCGGUGCUCUGCUACACACGCUUCGAGGACACAAAGGACCAAUCUUCUCGCUGAAGUGGAACAAACGGGGGAACUAUCUUUUAUCGGGGAGUUACGACAAGACAACUAUUGUAUGGGAUGUCUCUGGCAACACUGGCUUUGUGGAGCAACAAUUCAACGACCACCAGGCGCCAGCUCUUGACGUGGAUUGGAGAGACGACACAACAUUUGCUUCUUGUUCCACGGACAAGACUGUGAAUAUAUGCAAAGUUGGGGUUUCAGCCCCUCUGAAAACGUACUCGGGGCAUACCGACGAAGUCAAUGCUGUCAAAUGGGAUCCUUCGGGGGACCUCCUAGCAAGCUGCUCCGACGACUGUACUGCGAAGGUGUGGGAUGUAUCAGGUGAUCGUUCUGCCCCUCUCCAGGAUUUCAAGAGCCACCGACAAGAGAUUUACACUGUCAAAUGGAGUCCUACUGGUCCUGGAUCUCAAAAUCCUCAGAAGAAAUGCAUUCUAGCUACAGCAUCAUUCGAUGGAUCAGUUCGACUAUGGAAUGUACAAGACGGGUCUUGCAUUCGAGUGUUCUCUAGACAUCGCGACUCGGUCUACUCUGUCGCCUUCUCGCCGUCUGGAAGUUUUCUCGCUAGUGGCUCUUUGGCUGGUCAAAUGUACAUCUGGAAUGUGGAUGAGGGACGACCAGUUAAGAGCUACAAGGGUAAGGGGGACAUUUUUGAAGUUGCCUGGAACAAAGAGGAAACACGGGUUGCUGCCUGCUUUUCGUCGAACAUUGUUGCGAUUCUAGAUUUUAAGAUUCGGCCAUAAGCGUGACUUCUUCUACAUCCGACAU